Molecule: messenger RNA, 288 nt
Organism: Stylonychia lemnae
Lineage: Eukaryota; Ciliophora; Spirotrichea; Sporadotrichida; Oxytrichidae
Source: the annotation of a GenBank genome assembly
AUGGUUGAAUUGCAUGAUACCUAGUUAUAUCAUCCAAUUGGUAGACAAGAGUCUAGUUUUUUAAACCUUAAGAAUUUGUAAUAAUCUACUUAUCUAAGUAACACUAUUAUUGAUUGCUUCAGAUAUGGUGGCCCAGACUAAUACGAUGAAAGAUCAAUCCAAUCAAGGCUAAUAAUAGGUAAUAGUAACUGGUCUCCAAAAGAAUACUGUCAUUAUUCACAAUUCAACAUUCAGAAAUUCCCAAACAGUUGGAUUUUUAUUUGGAAUAAGCCAGCAAGUCUAUUUUGA